Messenger RNA from Gordionus sp. m RMFG-2023, 1443 nucleotides. RefSeq lists its product as uncharacterized. The transcript has a single exon. Lineage: Eukaryota; Metazoa; Nematomorpha; Gordioida; Chordodea; Parachordodidae. Bases 7 to 1443 code for a protein of 478 amino acids. The record is from RefSeq and is a predicted model, not a curated record.
ACGUAUAUGAGAGACCCCGAAUUGUCUAACUAUGAUUUGAGAACGGCUCAAUACGAGUACAUCACUCGUCAGGUCUUUCUCAAAGUAUUGGAGUAUAUGUACACGGGCAAUGUACCUUUCAGUGGCGCAACUUUCGAUUUCAUGAAAGAAAUCAAUAAGAUCGCUAACGAGUUUAUGAUCAUAGGAUUGUUAGCUUUACUUGGAGACUUUAAUAAACAAGUACAGCAACAGGAUCAGCAGGAAUUGCAACGUCAGCAACAACUAAAGCAACAACAGCAGCAACAAGAGUCACAACGGCAACGAGAUUUACAAAGGCAACAAGAACAACAACUACAAGAUCAACAGCGUCAACAAGAUCUACAGCGACAAGACAAUCUACGGCGGCAGCAAGAGCAGUUACAACAAGAUCAACGGCAAAGGGAGAUGGAGCGUCAAAGAGAGCUAGAACGGCAAAGACAGUUAGGGAUGCAAGCGCAGCAACUUGAACAACAACAACAAAGGGAGAUGGAGCGGCAAAGAGAGCUAGAACGGCAAAGACAGUUAGGGAUGCAAGCGCAGCAACUUGAACAACAACAAAGGGAGAUGGAGCGGCAAAGAGAGCUAGAACGGCAAAGACAGUUAGGGUUGCAAGCGCAGCAACUUGAACAACAAAGGGAGAUGGAGCGGCAAAGACAGUUAGGGAUGCAAGCGCAGCAACUUGAACAACAACAAAGGGAGAUGGAGCGGCAAAGACAGUUAGGGAUGCAAGCGCAGCAACUUGAACAACAACAAAGGGAGAUGGAGCGGCAAAGACAGUUAGGGUUGCAAGCGCAGCAACUUGAACAACAAAGGGAGAUGGAGCGGCAAAGAGAGCUAGAACGGCAAAGACAGUUAGGACUACAACAAGCGAUGCAACUAGCGCAGCAACAACAAGAUCAACAACAAAGGGAACUGGAAAGGCAAAGAGAGCUAGAACGGCAAAGACAGUUAGCGCUGCAACAAGAAAUGCAACGGCAAGAAAAUUUAAGGCGGCAACAAGAGCUACAACAGCAACAAGAUCAGCGGCAAAGGGAUAUGGAGCGACAAAGACAACAACAGCAACAAGAACUUCAACGACAAGAAAAUCUACGGAGGCAACAAGAGCAGCAACAACAAGAAAAUCUAAGGAGGCAACAAGAGCAGCAACAGCUGCAAGAUCAAUUGCAAAGGGAGAGGGAACGGCAGCAAAGGGAUCUGGAGAGACAAAGGGAUCUGGAACGACAAAGACAGCUUGAGCAAGACCUACAAAGGCAACAACAGCUACAGCAAAGAAAGCCAUCUAUGAUGCCUCAUUUUCAAAAAUUUGUGGACCAAAAAGUUGAUAAAGAGAUUAGAGAUAUGAUAAAUUUUCCCGUAGAAGGGUAUACUAAACCAUCUAUUGGACUUGGUACGUACGAGAAAAUGCCGUUACAAAGCAACCUGUGA